This is a messenger RNA of Colossoma macropomum (tambaqui), 1987 nucleotides long. Its product is annotated as semaphorin-7A-like. Gene Ontology annotation, biological process: positive regulation of ERK1 and ERK2 cascade; regulation of inflammatory response; positive regulation of cell migration. Bases 335 to 1756 code for a protein of 473 amino acids. The record is from RefSeq and is a predicted model, not a curated record. The transcript is spliced from 12 exons. Gene Ontology annotation, molecular function: integrin binding; semaphorin receptor binding; chemorepellent activity. NCBI's taxonomy places the organism in Eukaryota, Metazoa, Chordata, Actinopteri, Characiformes, Serrasalmidae.
GGACAGCGAAUGAGCAGCACUGCUAUGUCUGAUCUAUAUGUUAAGAUUUGUUCACUACCGGCAAAUAUCCAACCAUGAGUGGCUCUGAGGAUGACUAGACGAUGACAAACCCAAACUAGUGCACUUGUAUCUAACGCAGUUGUAUGUAUUUCAUUCUCUGGUAGGAGCCUGUGCCAUUUUUAAGAAUGAAUGCGAGGACGGUAGAUCUGGCUGUGUGGAUUCCAUCUCUGUGCUGACGGAGGGAAAGAAUGGAAAUCCACUGUUUGUCUGUGGAAAGGAGGAUAAAAAGUGCUGUAAAGUGGACUCAGAGCACAAUCCAGUGGAUUGCUUUGAAAUGCAGGGAAAUACAGGGGAUGUAAAUGAAACCGCUCUGUACACUGGAGACACGCUUUAUUUCACCAUCUCUGGACAGAAUAAUGCUGCUGCCACUUUGGGACUCUACAGACAGAAGGCAAAAUACGACUACACAUGGCCACAGACGAGAGAAAUAGCGCAGAGGUACAUUAAACUCAUUGCAAACGAAGGCAGUGCUGCAGAGGAUGGAAAACUGUACAGCUUCUACACAGAGAAGAAUCUCAGUGAGGACCCGGAGACGCCCUUAUGGAUUCCCCGAGUUUCUCAGUACUGCAUGUCAGAUACAGGGGGCAGAAAAAACCAACUGCAGUACCGCUGGACGUCCAUGCUGACCGCACGCCUGUUCUGUGGAGACAAGAAGAGGAGAGUGACUUUCACUGAACUGCUGGAUGUUGCUGUAUUGGAGGCAGAGAACUGGGACAACACCAUGAUUUAUGCGCUCUUCAAGAACCACUAUAACAUCAGCGCCGUGUGUGUUUACAAAAUGUCCACAAUCACUCGGAUCUUCAAAAGCUCCAUAUUCAGAUCCCCAGUGGAAGCUCCUCCUCCGGCUGCUGGAGAGUGUGUUACAGACAAAAGCUCAGUCUUUCUGAAGUUUAUGGAAAAGCGUCCGGAGAUGGCAGAAUGGAUCGAGCCUGAGCGAGGUCCCCUGCUGAUCAGCCAAUCCCAGUACACGCACCUGCAGGUGGACAGGGUGACCAGUAGGAAUAACGUUCAACACAGCGUCCUCUUAUUGACCCUAGGGAAUGGCAGGAUCCAUAAAGUGGUGGAGCGGGAUGAUGGUCCCUUCAUCAUCGCCGAAUACCAGCCGUUUGAAAGUGAGACACGCAUCCACAGCAUGCUGCUGGACAGAUCCACAAAAAAGCUGUAUGUGAGCUCCAGCAGUGAGCUGGUCCAAAUCGACCUGCAGGACUGCAGCGUAUAUGGGAAACAGUGUGACUGUGUGUUGGCUAGAGACCCUUACUGCGGCUGGAGCGGGACUGAAUGUUCGCCUGCUACUGAAUACUCAGUUCAAGACGUAACAAAUGGAGAUUACGCUGUUUGUGAAGCAGCCAGGGAUCUUGGGACCAGUGUGACGUCAGAAUCACCCCUGAUCGUCCCUCCAAACUCCAAAUACUACCUUGAAUGCCCCACUUCCUCUCUGCAUGCCUCAUACACUUGGAAACAUAACGGCAAGACAAUAGAUUGUGUCUCCACUGAAGAGGAAUGUCUUCUACUAAUAGAAAACAUGAGUGAAGAGGACCUGGGUCAGUAUGAGUGCAUAGCCUCAGAGAACGGUCAAGAAAGGACAGUCGCAUCUUACCGCUUGGGGAACAGCGCCUCGCAGCUGAGAGUGACUCCUGUAACGUUAGCUUGCCUUCUGCUUCUGAUUUCUCUGAUCUGCUUCCAGUCUUUAAGCUGAGAGCUGUGGGAAAGCAGCGGAAUGAGGAAUGAGCAAAAACUUCACUUAUGUCUAGCCUUUCUGUACUUUCUCUUACAUUGUGAUUGGUUUCAGGAUUUUUUUUUUUUUAAUAAAAAAAGAUAUUCAAUUGUUUAAUGUCUCAUAAAUAUUGUUUUUUAGGUUGAACUAACAAACAAGUUUUACAGUGUACAAAUAUGUUAUAUAAAUUAUAAAGUAUAACAUAAUUCAACU